Molecule: messenger RNA, 2345 nt
Organism: Cuscuta europaea
Lineage: Eukaryota; Viridiplantae; Streptophyta; Magnoliopsida; Solanales; Convolvulaceae
Source: the annotation of a GenBank genome assembly
CUGUAAAGAGGGUGGGGAGGCUCGUAUAAAGUGCGAUGAUUUGAUUCGUAAAGGAAAAAAGCAUUUUACUUUCCUCACAUACAAAUUCUAGAGAGAGAAACAAAUCAAAUGAACAAUUAAUCAUUUCUUUCCAAAUUGCAAGCUUAUAUGUAAUGUUUAUCUGUGAAAAUUCCACAUGUUCUGCUGGAAGGAACUUGUAACUUCUUCAAUCUGGGCUGAAGCGUAGGUUUUAGAGAGAGGAUGUGUGGAUUAAUCGAUCUGAACACUGUGAGCAAUGAAGACGACGAAGAAGCGACGGCGUCUCCGGAUACUUCGGAUUUGACGGAGACUUCUCCUCCGCCCCCGCCGGCGUCGCUGAGUGUGGAGCUCUGGCACGCGUGUGCGGGACCGCUGAUUUCACUCCCGAAGAAAGGAUGCGCUGUCGUGUAUUUACCGCAGGGCCACCUGGAACACCUUUCCGACUACCCUGCCGUGGCAUAUAACCUCCCCCCUCACGUCUUCUGCCGUGUUGUUGACGUCAAGCUCCAUGCGGAGGUAGCUACUGAUGAGGUCUAUGCACAAGUGUCACUGGUACCAGACAAUCAGAUUGAACAGAAAUGGAGGAAUGGUGAUGUUGAAGUGGAUACCGAGGAAGAGGAUACUAAAGGAGAUAGAAAGUCAAGUACAUCACACAUGUUCUGCAAGACUCUCACUGCUUCAGAUACCAGCACCCAUGGCGGUUUCUCUGUCCCUCGGCGAGCUGCUGAAGAUUGCUUUCCUCCUCUGGAUUAUAAACAACAGAGGCCGUCACAAGAAAUAGCAGCAAGAGAUCUUCAUGGGAUUGCAUGGAAAUUUCGUCACAUCUACAGAGGUCAGCCACGAAGGCAUUUGCUUACCACUGGUUGGAGUGCAUUUGUAAAUAAGAAGAAACUUGUUUCAGGAGAUGCUGUGCUUUUCCUUAGGACUGAGGAUGGAGAACUUAGGCUUGGAAUCAGAAGAGCAGCUCAAGCUAAAUUUGGUUCUCCUCCUUCAGUUCCUUUUAGUCAACAAUUGAAUGUUAGUGGUAUUUUGGAUGUGGUUAAUGCGACAUCGACAAAAGGCAUUUUCAGUGUCUGCUACAACCCAAGAGAUAGCCUAUCAAAGUUCGUCGUACCUUACAACAAAUUCUGUGGGAGCCUUUCACGUUCUUUUACACCUGGAUUGAGAUUUAAGUUGCACUUUGAAACGGAAGAUGCGGCGGAAAGUUUAUGGCAGGUACAAUGGAAUUGUAAUUGGGAUUGGUGAUGUGGACCCCGUGCGUUGGCCAGCUUCAAAAUGGAGGUGCCUAUUGGUGAGGUGGGAUGAUCCAGAUGACACUAGACAUAACAGGGUUUCACCAUGGGAAAUUGAGCCUGCUGGAACACUUCCCGGACCAAUCAAUAUGAUUGUACCUGCUGCAAAGAGGACCAGGAUUGGACUGCCAACUCUUGGGGAAGAUUUUGCAGUUGCUGAUGGGAGAGUCGUGUUGGACAUUGGUGACCCACCCAGAUUUCCAGUCUUGCAAGGUCAAGGAAUUUUUGCAGUAAAUAAUAAACGUUAUGAUGGUUCACUGUACCUUCCUGGUUAUGACAAUUCAGAGAUUUCUACAAGAAGUAGAAACAUUAGAGCUCUGCUGUGUGAAUCAUCACAAGAAAGCUUUGCUGAACCUUGCCGGUUCAAUAAGGUCUUGCAAGGUCAAGAAACUUACCCGAGAUGGACUACACCACCCAUCCCAAAUCAUCACCACAGUCAAACACAACAGCCACCUUCUUCUCCGUUUCAUCGGGUCUCUUCAUCACCCCCUGUGCUAAUAUUUCAGAAGCAAUCCAGAAUUUUGGAUCUUCUCCGGCCUCAAUCAUCCUGUACGGUCUUCGGUUUCCCCAUAUUAUCUGAGGGAUUAAGUGGCCCAUUCACUGAAGAAAGCGGUCCAUCUUCACAGGGCGAGACAACAUCUCAAGUCAUUUCCAAUGCAAUUGGAAGCAGUUUUCCCAAAGUAAAUGAACCUUAUGCCUCAAGGGAAGUGCUUCUUGAUAUAGCACUCUAAAAAGGGAUCUCUUGUGGAAGAAAGUGUUCAAAAGCAAGUGUCUUUUAAGAUUUGUGAUGCCUGAAAUAUAAAUUAUAAUGUUGCUUGCUUGCUACAAAAGCCGUGAUUUGUUUUUGUUUAUGGUUUUGGGCUGUUGCAUCCACGAUAUUGAACAUAUAUUUUUAUAGUACAGUACCCCAGUGUGUAAGACAAUUGCAAACUGUAUGCUUACUUUAUACUUCGUAUUCCGUAUUAUAAACAUGUAAGAUUAUUUUAGAACUAGCUUUCAAGCCCGUGCAUUAAAUGUGAUUUAAUUUAGCUAAUU